GGCUGAGAUCCGAGGGUUGGCGGGGCGGGGCGGGCAGAGGGCACGAGGAGCGGCCAUGGCAGACUGCGAGGCGGGGGGAGCGGCGAAGGCGCAGCAGCGGCUGCACGGCAAUGCUGACACCGGUCUUGGGGUGUGUGGAUGGAUCCUGGUGAUAUUUUCUUUCUUCUUCACCGUUCUUACAUUUCCUGUAUCAAUCUGGAUGUGCAUAAAGAUUGUCAAGGAAUACGAGAGAGCCAUCAUCUUCAGACUUGGGCGCAUCCUAAAGGGAGGAGCAAAGGGACCGGGUCUCUUUUUUGUCCUGCCCUGCACAGACAGCUUCAUCAAAGUUGAUAUGAGGACCAUCUCUUUUGAUAUUCCACCCCAAGAGAUCUUGACCAAGGACUCUGUGACGGUUAACGUUGAUGGAGUGGUUUACUACAGAGUUCAGAACGCUACCCUUGCUGUGGCAAAUAUCACAAAUGCUGACUCAGCCACACGUCUUUUAGCACAGACAACUUUGAGGAAUGUUCUGGGGACCAAAAACCUUUCUGAGAUUCUCUCUGAUCGUGAGGAGAUUGCACACAACAUGCAGGCUACACUUGAUGAUGCAACAGAUAACUGGGGCAUUAAGGUGGAACGUGUGGAGAUCAAGGAUGUGAAAUUACCCAUACAGCUGCAGAGAGCAAUGGCUGCAGAAGCUGAAGCUGCACGGGAGGCAAGAGCUAAGGUAAUUGCAGCUGAGGGUGAAAUGAAUGCUUCCAGGGCCCUGAAAGAGGCAUCUAUGGUUAUCACAGAGUCCCCUGCUGCUCUUCAGCUUCGUUACUUGCAGACUCUGAACACCAUUGCUGCAGAAAAGAACUCCACCAUCAUCUUUCCGUUGCCCAUAGACAUGAUGCAGGGCAUCUUAGCUGCAAAACGCUAGCUGCAGUGGGAGGGGGAAAGGUGGUUUGUUUUCUUUUGCCACCAGUAAACACCUGCAGCACAAAAUUGCUUGCAUACUAUAGCUUAAGGCAACAUGAGCAAAGUGGAAAUGCUGAGGAACAUUUUUGGUUUUUUUAUACUGAGUGUGUGGUAAGAUAUAGAUGUAAUAUUUGUGAACACAGACAAUCAAAAUACUUGAAAUUGAAAAUUGAUCCAAAUUAGGAGCAGUACCACAUGAGAAACCAACUAUCUGUAACCUCGUGUUUUCAGAAAGUAUAUAAAACUAUUCCUUUUAUUAAAAGAGCCUGUGGUCCUGUAAGGGAAGUGGAGCAGCCCUACCUGUGUUCUUUUAGAGUACCUGCAUGUGAUGAAGUCAUCUGAUGGCUGUAUGCAUUUGUUCUCUAGUUUAGACCAGGAGAAACAAUGGAAGCUGAUGUAGGAGUGAGAACAUUGGGUACUUCUGAAAAGCAGGCUCCUACUUUCUGUAACAGUUCCCUGUUCAUGAGGAAAAAUGAUGAGCCAAUGUUACUGAAAUGAAACUUUCCACCUCUGUUCUGCCACACAGGAAUUAUACAGGCUUGCUGUAGUUAAUGGUACAAUAUGCUGCUUCUUGCUAUGCCCAUGUAGAUUUACGACUCCUAAAGCACUGAAAAGUCACUGGGUCUGCUUUUAUCUGUACAUCUUCUCAAAAAACAAUUAAAAGGAAAAAAAAAGCCAUAAACCCCAAUUCCUGUUUGUAAAUAGACUUCCUUUCUUGUUCUAAUUUUAAACAUGCUUGAAACACUGCAUUUUAUCCAGGUCCAGUAAAUGCUUCCCUAACUGUAAUUAGUGGAGGGUGUUUAGCAGGAGGUUUUGUACUGUUUAUAUACCUAACAAAUUAAUGAUUCACUUGACAGUGCUGCUUCUGAACAGACUUGUGCCAUCAGUUGUGAUGCAGAGGUUUACACUUAAUACCAAAGGCGCAAUCUUCAGUGCAUGUAGUCCUGAGGAACAAGUCUGAUAAACUCUAUUCAUAUUUUGCACCUGUUUAGUGAAUGUUAUUAAAGAUUAAAAAGGGAGCAGAAUUAAAAGUCUGCAUGAGAGGGAGGUUCUUUAGGCUACUGCUGUUACCCUGUUUGGCAUCUAGUCCUUAAUUACUGGGAGAUGAGAAUGAAAACAAAAGCCCGGAUCAGUGAGCGCAGUGUCCUUGUUCUGAUACUGGCCAGCACAAGGUUGGUUAUUUUUUUAUCACCUUUCUGGGUAGGGUCAGUUCUGUAUUUACAGCUAUUAUUACCUCUGCAUUAUAAAAUCAAUACACCAAUCUGUAGAUGUUGGCCAGUAUUUUAGUUAACACAAGCAGAGCUAAGCUUUUGUUGGGGUGUAAACAUGAUUAACAAGGAAGUACUAAUUAGCAUCACUGUGUGCACACAGUUGCAGUAGGAAACAAAGCUAUGGCACAGCUUGCCAUUAAUCCUUGGGGAAGAUGAGUGCAUCUGUACCUGCUGCUAUGUACUGGUCACCCCUAUGAAUUCUUGUUAAAAUCAGCAAUGCUUCCUCCUCUGAUCCUGAGUUAAAAACACUAUUUACUAUUGCUUGACUUUCUGAAAGAGAAUACAGUGAAUUUACCGGAG
This is a messenger RNA of Lagopus muta (rock ptarmigan), 2510 nucleotides long. RefSeq names its product stomatin (gene STOM). The record is from RefSeq and is a predicted model, not a curated record. Bases 56 to 901 code for a protein of 281 amino acids. The transcript is spliced from 7 exons. NCBI's taxonomy places the organism in Eukaryota, Metazoa, Chordata, Aves, Galliformes, Phasianidae. Gene Ontology annotation, cellular component: plasma membrane.